AUGCUCCAAGUCUGGCUCCGCAGCACGAGCGCCAUACAGGCCGUCGCGGGCCAAUUUGGCAGCGACAAGGACGGUGCCAAAGAGGGUCCUCGAAGCCCCGACGAAAAGGCAGCGAGCGCCUCGAGCGGCGUGAUCGCCAAGGAGCGCGAGCACCUUGACCGCGUCCGUCAGCUCCUGGUGGACGGCGUGUGCUCGACGAUGACCGACUGCGCGGCGAUGCUGGCCGAGAGCACCAGCAUCGAGCUCGAGGCCCAAAUGCGGGUCCACUUCCGAGAUCGCCGCAAGCUGCUGCGCGCCGACCGUCGCGCGCUGGUGCGAAAGUACCGAGCCAAGCUGGCCGAGCACGAGGCGCACGAAGGGACGACGAUCCAGACGGAAACCACUCUGCAGCUGAUUGGGCAGCUGGCGCUGCUGUGA
Molecule: messenger RNA, 417 nt
Organism: Pseudozyma flocculosa PF-1
Lineage: Eukaryota; Fungi; Basidiomycota; Ustilaginomycetes; Ustilaginales; Ustilaginaceae
Exons: 4
Coding region: 1-417 (138 amino acids)
Source: RefSeq, a predicted model, not a curated record